GCAGGUGCCAGCCGAACGGACCUCGCCGUCUCGCCGCGCGGCGUCCGGCGAGCAGGAGCAGCCACCGUGCAAGCAGUUCCCUUGGUCGCGCCGCACCGUAGCGAUCCAGGGCGUGAGCUCGCCAGUCAGGCUCAGGCAGCCACGACGAGCAGGUCCCCACGAUGGGAUCCGGUCAUUCCGGGAACCACGGAAAGGCGGUAGAGCGGAAGGCGCGCUCCUCUAACUCUGUGAGACUGUGACCAAGUUGUUCGUGGAAAUGCUGGGAAGCGUCCCGUCUCUUCUCCGGUAACGGAUCGGCGUCGGCGUCGGCACGGCACCUGGAGAGGUUGAGCGGGACGUGUCAGCCAGCUGUCAGGCGUUGACUCCUCUUGCCAUCGCCGCAGAGCUCCUUCUCCAUGGAAAUCGAGGAAAGGGAAGAUUUUCUGUCAUGUCUUUCCGCUGUCUGUUGCGGGCCCAACUAUCUGAUCCUGAAGAUUUUGUGGGGGUUUUCCGGCGGUGUUCAUCACAAUCAUCCGUGUGCGUGCAGGGCGAGCACAAGGUGUUCGUGGAAAUGCCACGCAGGCUUGGUUCAGAAAGGACAGUUCAUGCAGCAAGGAUCAAAGACAAGGUCUCUCAGGUAUCAAACAUCCAAGUUGCAUUGCAUGUAAGAUAUUCAGGUAAUUGUACCAUCAUUGAAUGAGUCAAAACACACUCACUUUCGAGUGCAGUGUCACUCACACUCCCACCGCGGAUGUAUCCAUGGUUUGUAUACUAGUUCCGAAAGGGUCACCGUAGUAGUAUGGAAGUUGGAAAAUCUUGCCCAUGUGGGACCUGUUGCCGACAACUGCUGCUACGCGUAUGACCACUCUACUUACCUGUCCAUGACUGGUGUACAUGACGACAUUAUUGCUUUUCUCUGUCUUUCACGGGACUAGCCACCAUUAGACAAUGGUUGUUGCCAUCUACCUUGCUUCGUCAGAGCUUGUUUCAUCUACCUACCUAGUUCGCCAGAGCUUUUUGCAAAAAGAUUGUUCUUGUUCUAUUUGGAUGAUAACUCUGUAGCAGAAGCAACCAGUAAAGCCGAGAGAAAAUGGACAUCGCAAAGCUUGCAGGGGUUGAUACCGUCAAGCUUGUCAUCAUGAUUGUGCAGGCAGCUCAGACUGUUCGCCAUAACAAGAAGACCUGCCAGCAGCUUGUCCACCAUGUGCAGAUAAUCGGUGACCUCCUGAAAAAGCUGCAGACUCCAGAGAUGAUGGAACAUCCAGAGACUAGGAACGGUCUUAACAAUCUUGAAGAGAUUCUUCGUGAGGCUUACAUGCUUGUCACAUCCUGCCAAAACAACAACUAUGUAUACCACCUCUUCACAGGGAAGAAGCAGGCAGAUCAGUUCCGUAUUCUGCAGAAUAGGAUGAACUCGUGUCUCCAAGUUUUCCCACUCAUCAGCCACAUCGACACCACAGACCGGUUGGACAAAAUUCUUGAAAUCAUACGGCCUCCAUGCUCACAGGUUGUAAGAGAUGUGCCAAGACUGCUUGCAGGUUGCUCGUCUUGUGACACCAGUGGCAGGACUGAAGUGUACGGUCAAGUUAAAAGGUGCUCCCUCCAAUUGAAUUGCGCAGAGGCACUUAAGUUCAGUUUGUCCCAGUUGGUUGAUGCUACAAACAAUUUCUCUGACAGGAAUCUAAUUGGCAAAGGUAGCUUUGGCUGUGUUUACAAGGGUCAACUACAUGAUGGACUUGAGGUUGCUGUCAAAAGAUGUUUCGAGUUACCUUCUUCACCUAAUCAACUGGAUGUCCAAGAUUAUGAAUUUCAAAAUGAGAUUUGCUUUCUUCCAAGGCUUCAGCAUACCAAUAUAAUUAAGCUUCUGGGUGACACUACGCAGGAAAGAAAGAGGAUUUUGGUCUAUGAAUAUAUGCCAAAUGGAAGCCUUGACUCCUUCAUCUUUGGUGCAAGGACAAGCAGGUUGCAUCUGGACUGGCCUACGCGCUUUCAGAUAAUUAAAGGAAUAGCUGAAGGGAUGCUUUAUCUUCAUAAGCUUUGUGGACUACAUAUUAUACAUGGAGAUUUAAAGCCAAGUAACAUUCUCUUGGAUACCAACAUGAAGCCCAAGAUUUCUGAUUUUGGCUUAUCUAGAACAUAUAAUCCGGGAGUAGAUGAAGAGUUUGCUGACCGCAUAGUGGGCUCAAUUGGUUUUACUGCUCCCGAAUGUCAGGAAAGACGUGUUUUCUCCGUCAAGUCUGAUGUGUAUGGCUUUGGAGCAUUGCUUCUCGAGAUAAUAAGUGGUCACAGGUGCUUUUCUCUUGCAAGUGGAGAAUCUGGAGGUGAUCAUGGAUUUCUGAAUAAGAGGGCGUGGAAGUUAUGGAGAGCAGGCGGAUUGAUUAAGUUUGUCGAUUCUCCCCCAGGCGAUGAAUCUGAAAGGAUGGAGGUACUAAGGUGCAUCCAGAUAGCACUGCUGUGUGUGGAAGAGAACCCUGCAAACCGGCCUACCAUGCAGGAGGUUGUUCUGAUGUUAAGGUGCCACAAAUUUGUGCUUCCUACACCUCAGCAUCCAGCUUACCUCAGGGCUGCUGAAAUGGUGCGCACACAUUCAUAGCAUAUCUGGUUUUGGUAACUUGGGGGAAGCUUGUUACAUGCCAUCCAGGUUCGCUGAAGAGGCAACCAUGGAUGACACUGUACAAAUACCAUAACCUUCAGGGUGAUGCUCGUACUGUAGCAUGGCAACACCCUGAAAUAGAAAAUUUUGGUUAGGGUCUCUGCAGCAUCUGUUUGUUGUUGGCAAUAACCGGUGUGUAUGUACUGUCAGACCAGUUUUGUAUCAGUCAAUAUUGAUGUUUUCACUGCUCUGAUUUCCUGCAAGAGCCUUGGUGGCGCUCCUGGUCGCAGAUCCUGACAGGAAGCUCAUUUUCCCUCAGGCCUUGUUUAGUUUCCAAAUAUCAGGUUCUCUGGUCUGGGAAGCAAGAUUCUUGUUUCUUUGAACAUCUCCAGGUCUCCUGCUGCCUUGGGCCCUGUAAUCUGUUGGUCAUGAAUUGGAUCAGUUUGGAGGUCAUAUCUCUUUUAUA
This is a messenger RNA of Sorghum bicolor (sorghum), 3038 nucleotides long. RefSeq names its product cysteine-rich receptor-like protein kinase 15. The record is from RefSeq and is a predicted model, not a curated record. Bases 1070 to 2572 code for a protein of 500 amino acids. The transcript has 8 exons. Gene Ontology annotation, molecular function: ATP binding; protein kinase activity. NCBI's taxonomy places the organism in Eukaryota, Viridiplantae, Streptophyta, Magnoliopsida, Poales, Poaceae. Gene Ontology annotation, biological process: protein phosphorylation; cell surface receptor signaling pathway.